UGUAAACCAUUUAGGAUGAAAAAUUACGUUCAGAGAUGGAGGUUUCAUGCACUGUUUUCUGGUAACUCGAAUAGUGCGAAAACAAAAACAAAGAACAAUGUUCCGACUGAUUUUUCGACAAAAUUGCAAACGAUUCCCCCACCUCAGCCGUUCAUGACAGAAGGUGAAUUUUUCGCAACGUGGUCCUCGUGGAAACUCAAAUUCCUGGAGUUUAAAAAGUCAAUUAACGACGACGGUUCUGAUAAAAAUAGAUGGGGAAAUAGGUUGUUGAACUUGAUGGGCCCGAUUGGCCAAGAUAUUUAUAAAACAUUUGUGUUCAAUCGUGCAGACGAAAAAGAGAACAUAGAUGUAUUAAUUGAAAAAUUCGAUGACUACCGGGUGUUUUCGGGAAGAAAAAAACAGCCACACGAAAGUAGUUAUGAAUACAUUGAUGACUUGCAGUUCAUGGUCAGGCUAAAAAAUAUUAAAAAUGGAGAAGAGUUGAUAAAAUUAAAAAUUUUGACGGAAAUUAAUAAACAACAAUUCGAAACCAAUGCUAAAACUGUACUGCCAACAUUCACAUUUUCAUCUAAUUUCAAAAAUUUAACAUUUAAAGAAAUUGCAUUUAUCUGGAACUUGUACGAUGACAAUGGUAUGGCGAUAAAAUGUUAUAGAUGUGGGAACAAACAUGGUUCGAAUAGAUGUCCAGCAUCAGGAAAACAAUGUCCAAAAUGUAAAGAAUGGAAUCAUUUUAGUAAUAGGUGUCCAAUGGUUUUUAAUCUGAAGUGUAGAUAUUGCAAAGGUAGUCAUUUCAAUGGACAAUGUCCUGCUUAUGGUGAAACUUGCACAAAAUGUCAUAAAAUAAGUCAUUUCUCUUGGGCAUGUGAAAGCUCUCAAGUUUUAAUGUGUCGCUUUUGUGGUUUAAGUCAUUCUAAAAAUAGAUCGGUUUGUCCAGCAAACCAUAGUAUUUGCACCAGUUGUGACGCACGGGGACAUUUUGCUUCGCAAUGCAGGAACAAAUUACGGUACCGUAGAAAGUGAUACAUUAAAAAAUGUUACUUGAAAUUGAAUAUUAUAACAUUCUCAUACAUAUAUACACGUUAGAGUUGGAUUAUAAAUCAUAUAUUUUAUUAUACAUUCUAUAUUUAUGCUACAUACAAAAAUAUAAUUGUUAAAUUGCUAGUUGUAACUCUAGUAUUUUUAGAAGAAUAUACUAUUUUAUGAAGUUUUUACAUUCACUAAA
This is a messenger RNA of Hylaeus anthracinus, 1222 nucleotides long. RefSeq lists its product as uncharacterized. NCBI's taxonomy places the organism in Eukaryota, Metazoa, Arthropoda, Insecta, Hymenoptera, Colletidae. The transcript is spliced from 3 exons. The coding region runs from base 16 to 1020 and encodes 334 amino acids. Gene Ontology annotation, molecular function: nucleic acid binding; zinc ion binding. The record is from RefSeq and is a predicted model, not a curated record.